AUGGAUGAUUGUGCCCUUGAGAAAUCAGAUUUGGAAGCUGAGUAUGUGAAGGAGGCAGCGAAAGAGAAGAUGGUUCAGCUCAAGGGACAUAGAUAUAGGUCAGUGGGAGGGAUGAUGAGGGCUUCUAUUUAUAAUGCCAUGCCUUUGUCUGGGGUUGAGAAGUUGGUUGCUUUCAUGAAGGAUUUCCAGGGUUGUGCAUCGACGCAGACGGAAACGGAUUGGAGUGUGAUAGCUGAGGACAAGUGCAACAUGAAGAGCUCAGGGGAGAAGCGGAUUCGAGAGGAGAUGGAGGAGAUUUUAUCCAAUCCCCCCGACGAUUUCAAGUGCGUCAUGCUCCCGUGGAACUCAUAUGAAUGGUUCUUUGCAACCAGAGGCGCUCUUGGAACUGAAUUCGAGGGUGGCAUUUAUCAUGGGGUGCUCCAGUUUCCCAAGUAUUACCCAUUGGAGCCUCCUUCAAUCAUGCUCUUAACGGAAAAUGGUCGCUUCAAAAUCCAAACCAAGAUCGGAUUGAACUGGCAGCCAUCAUGGGGUGUGCGAGAAGCUUUACUUCAUCUUAUUCGUUUAAUGACCACCUACCCCGACGGUGAAUUGUGUUCAGUAGAAUACAAUAAGGAAAAAAGGCGUGCCCUGGCCAUCAAAGCUCGUGCAGAAGCCCCAAAAUAUGGCACUGCUGAAGAUCAGAAGUUAAUUUAUGAGAAUCAUGAAUAUAUGCUAAGAAAAACAACCCCUCCUGUUCCUCCUCUGAGCCCCUCCCACAGCGGCACAGGGGGUACAGGUGGCACAAGCGGCACAGGCGGCGGCUCCGUCUUCAACAUUUCUGAGAAUAAUUUUUAUGCUAUCAAUUCCAAAGGAGUUGGAAUUUUGGAUUCUAUGAAUUAG
Messenger RNA from Prunus avium (sweet cherry), 879 nucleotides. The record is from RefSeq and is a predicted model, not a curated record. NCBI's taxonomy places the organism in Eukaryota, Viridiplantae, Streptophyta, Magnoliopsida, Rosales, Rosaceae.